Messenger RNA from Fulvia fulva, 1356 nucleotides. RefSeq lists its product as uncharacterized. Gene Ontology annotation, cellular component: membrane. Lineage: Eukaryota; Fungi; Ascomycota; Dothideomycetes; Mycosphaerellales; Mycosphaerellaceae. The coding region runs from base 1 to 1356 and encodes 451 amino acids. The transcript has 2 exons. Gene Ontology annotation, molecular function: glycosyltransferase activity. The record is from RefSeq and is a predicted model, not a curated record.
AUGCAAUUGUCGAACAGUGCUUCUUGCAUGCCCCGAAAAGCAAGUGCCGCCGUUGUCGCUACAUUAUUCCUCAUCUUCUUGUACCUUUACGGCUCUCCUCGAUUUUCUAGCUCAUUGCGACACGAUGCACCGCUCCCAUUUUCCACCGAGAGACCUUUGGCAUGUCGCCAGUUGCCCGGAGCAGAAGACGUGGUAGUCGUCAUUAAAACCGGCUCUACUGAAUUCCAGGACAAGUUCGUGGUGCACAUCAACACCACACUGACAUGCUAUCCUCGGUCUCUGGUCUUCUCGGACUAUGCGGAAACGUACGAGGGGAUCCAGAUUAUCGACGCUCUAGAGUCGAUCGAUGACAAGAUCAAACAGAACAACCCCGACUUCGACCUUUGGCGUCGGCUCCAGGAUGGCGGUCGCUCAGUGCUACUACCAGAGGAGCUCAGCGGUCCUGUAAGUGCCUCGCAUGCCAGCAAGUAUGGGAACACUGGCAAUCCUGGCUGGAAAUUGGACAAAUGGAAGUUCCUUCCCAUGGCGACCCGAACUUUGCAAGAAUAUCCAGAUGCCAAGUGGUACCUCUUCGUCGAAGUGGAUACCCUGAUCUUCUGGCAGACGUUGCUCAACUACCUACCAGAGCUCAAUUCAGACGACCCAAUCUACAUGGGCAGCAUGAUCAUGUUGCAAACCACACACUUCGCACAUGGAGGGACCGGAUUUGUGCUGUCCCGCCCGGCGCUCGAGAUGAUGGUGGAGAAGUACCAGGCGGAACGAGCUUUCUGGGACCAGUAUGUCGAGAACACUUGGGCCGGAGAUGCUGUGCUUGGUGCUGUAUUACGGGAGGUUGGCGCGCACUUUAUCAACGCCAGAGCAAUUUUCCAGGGCGAAGAGAUCGGCAAUGUACCGUACGAGAGGGAUGACUGGUGGUGCACUCCCACUGUGUCCUAUCAUCACCUUGCGCCUGUCGUUGUUGAGGACAUGUGGCGAUUCGAACAGGCAUGGAUCGCGGGCACAAAAGGUAACUCUUCGAAGAUUUUGCGGCAUCAGGACGUGUUCGACGAGUAUAUCCUGCCUCGUGUUAUGUCACAGCCUAGCACUGGAACAGCCGACUGGACGAACAAUGCUGGCAUGGACCAAGGACCGGUAGAGAGUUUGGAUGCCUGUCGUUCCAUCUGUAUGCAGCAUACGAAGUGUCUCCAAUUCAUGCUCGAUGAGCAAACUCGUUGCAAGACAAGCGAAGUGCCGCGCUUGGGCGAGAUGGCCAAGGGAGUGUCUUCUGGAUGGCUUGUGGAUCGGAUCAAGAGUUGGAGGGAGAGCAAGAGCACGUGCUCGGACCGGAGAAAGUGGAUCGUCGAUAGAAUGCUUUGA